GGAAGCGCCGACGGCCGGAGAAGCCGGGAGCUCCACGUGGAUCGUGUCCUGGUGGGCUCGUGUGGGUUCGGCGCGAGAGAAUGGAGACGCCUCGAAGGAGAAGCCGGCGCCUAGAGGGGCUAGAAGCUGAGAACGCCGCGAUCCCGGCGACCCGAUCCCGGAGGGCCCGCAAGGCCCGGCGCAGCCUGUUGGGGGCCAAGGCCGAAGCAACGUUAGAGCCGGUUCCGGAAGCGGCGGCCGGAGCGGGCGAGGCGGGGCCGGAGUCCCCGCGGAACCCCAGGGGGCCUGGCCUGGGGUCCCCCAAGAGUCAGGGUCAGGACUUGGGGUCCCCGCGGAGGCAGGGUCCAGGGUGCCCCCAGAAUUCCAAAGGGCCUGGCCUGGGGUCCCCCAAGAGUCAGGGUCAGGACUUGGGGUCCCCGCGGAGGCAGGGUCCAGGGUGCCCCCAGAAUUCCAGAGGGCCUGGCCUGGGGUCCCCCAAGAGUCAGGGUCAGGACUUGGGGUCCCCGCGGAGGCAGGGUCCAGGGUGCCCCCAGAACCCCAGAGGGCCUGGACUGGGGUUCCCCAAAAUUAAGGGUAAGGACUUGGGGUCACCCCAGAGACAGGAUCAGGGUCUGAGGACCCCCCAGAGUCAUCCAGUGUCCUGCCCUGGGUCCCCCAAGAGUCUUCAGGGACAGGACUUGAGGUCCCCCCAGAGAAAGGAUCAGGGCUCGGGGUCCCCUCGUAGUCACCCAGAGCCUGGUCUGGGGUCCCCCAAGAGACAUCAGAAUCAGCAGUCCAAGGGUGCUGGAGGUGGAAGGGAGCCAGGCCUGGGAUCCCCACAAAGCUCCAAGAAGCCCUGUCUGGGCUCCCCUAAGAGUCAUGGAGCUCAGGGCGCUGGGCCCUCCGGGGAUCAUGUGGAGCCCAGACCCCCCCCAGAAGCCAGCCCAGUGUACCCCCAGAGUCUAAGAGACAAGGGAUCUGAGUGCCAGGGAGGACAGCCAGAGUUUGGCAGAGAGUGCUCCUUGGGGCAGCCUGAGCCAGUAACCCCCAAAUCAGGGGUGCUGCCCCAGGAUGGAGCAGCAGAGGUGCAGCCGGUGACCCAGGCACCCCAAACCAAGAAGCGGGGUGGCUCCCCCGCCGCCACCCCAGCACCCAAGAAGUCCAAGCAGAAGGAGGCCACGCUAAUUCCCAAAGGGAAGCCCAAGUCCGGCCGAGUGUGGAAGGAUCGCAACAAGAAAAGGUUUUCCCAGAUGGUCCAGGACAAGCCGCUGAAGACAUCCUGGGAGCGCAAGAUGAAGGAGCGGCAGGAGAGGAAGCUGGCCAAAGACUUUGCCCGGCACCUGGAGGAGGAGAAGCGGAGGUGCAAAGAGGAGAAGAAAAGGCGACGAGCAGAGAACCUGAAGAGGCGUCUGGAGAAUGAGCGGAAGGCAGAGAUUGUCCAAGUGAUCCGGAACCCCACCAAGCUCAAGCGGGCCAAGAAGAAGCAGCUUCGGCGCAUCGAGAAGCGGGACACCCUGGUGCUUCUGCAGAAGCAGCCCCCAAAGUGCCCAGUGGCCAAGGAGUGAGGCAUGGGUGCAGGGGUCCCAGCUGUCCCUCAGCUUCUGGCCCCAGUCCUUUGGCCAUUGACACCUCCUGGGACCCAUGAUGGCCAUGGGCACUUGACCUGUCAUUCCCAGGUCAGCACUGGAGGAAGCCCAGGCUUGGGCCUUGGGUACUGUGGGGAACCUGGGGUUGGGCAUCGCCCCUCAGAGCCCUGAGACCUGGACAGAAGGGCCAGUAGUGAGGCUGGGGGCUGCACCAGGACAGACUCUCUUUCUUUGUGAGCAAUAAAUGUUACCUCCUCCCUUCUAGCCUUCCACAACAUGGACACGAGGCCAAAGGACACAUCCCAUUUUAUUGACUGUAACAAGUCUUGGGGGAGGCAAGAAUGACCUGCCUGCCGAACUCAUGUGCAGGAAUGGGGGUCCAGAGGGCAUCUAGCUGCCAGCCAAGAGGGUCUGCCCUACGCUUCAUGCUGGCAUUGGGAAGCCAGACCCCGGGGCAGGAACUGCUAGGAGCCCCCAUUGCAUUUUUGAUGCCUUUGCCCACCAGCCAGCCCAGGGACAAACAACAAAUCUGGGUUCCUUCUCCCCCAACUUGAGAUAACAUUAGAGAGGAUGUGGCUUGGAGGGAAGGGCCCCUUGGUGGUCAGUUGGGAAGAUCUUUCUGGGGAGUGGGGGACAGAGGGCAGCACAGGAGCUAUUCCUGUGAGACACUGAGGUCAUGAAUCCAUGUUUUGGGUGGCCUUGUGACGUGAGGUUGUGCCCAGUCCUGGAGAAACUGAUCGAAUAAACUCAUUCCCUCAAAUGUUAA
Dromiciops gliroides (monito del monte) is the source of this 2331-nucleotide messenger RNA. RefSeq names its product coiled-coil domain containing 86 (gene CCDC86). Bases 81 to 1544 code for a protein of 487 amino acids. Lineage: Eukaryota; Metazoa; Chordata; Mammalia; Microbiotheria; Microbiotheriidae. Gene Ontology annotation, cellular component: nucleolus. The record is from RefSeq and is a predicted model, not a curated record. The transcript has 4 exons.